This is a messenger RNA of Triplophysa dalaica, 5714 nucleotides long. It is a transcript of the gene kcnk5b, whose product is annotated as potassium channel, subfamily K, member 5b. The record is from RefSeq and is a predicted model, not a curated record. The coding region runs from base 4199 to 5362 and encodes 387 amino acids. The transcript is spliced from 6 exons. Lineage: Eukaryota; Metazoa; Chordata; Actinopteri; Cypriniformes; Nemacheilidae. Gene Ontology annotation, molecular function: potassium ion leak channel activity. Gene Ontology annotation, cellular component: membrane. Gene Ontology annotation, biological process: stabilization of membrane potential; potassium ion transmembrane transport.
GGUGGAAAUCAGCAGUACAGACUUAUGAAAACCAAAAGGAAGACAUAUUAAAGAAUUAUUCAUGUUUAACAAAGGAUGAUUUGGAGCAUAUAAUUAAGGUGUAACGCAAAGGAUCUUUGCUUUGCCCUAGAAAACAAAAAUGAAAUGCAUAUUAAAACAAAAGCUAUGACAGUGGGGUAUUUUAAAUCUACUCUUAACCUCAUUGUAGUGCUAUGCUAUGAUUAGUUUAUUUGAAUGCUAAUGUGGUUAUGUAGCAGCUGUGCACUUUGGUGGUGCUAGGCUAACCAAUUAACCAACGUAUCUUAGCUCUCUGUGCAGUUUGUUCGUGCUAGGUAAGUAACUAACGUUCACUUUAGCUAACGUCAGCUACUAUAGAUAGCGGUGUUGUGCAACAGUAAGCUAGCUUCAAUUUAAGCCAACAUUAGACGACAACUAACGUUAGCUAAACACAGCGGUCUAGGCGCCAAUAGCUACCUAGCAAAAACAAACUGCACGGAGAGCUAAGAUAGUUAGCUAGCACCACCAAAGUGCACAGAGCUCAAGCUACACUACACAAACAUGUAAUUAUUUUAGCCAACGUUAGUACUUGUUAUUUUCUCCUUCACGAGUGAAAAUGGGGUGCCUCCGCUUCAUAAGCUCCGACAUUGCUGUUGUGCUGGUGUGGUAUGCCAACUCCAUUUGGCAAAGAGCGCAAAUAACGACACCUUUACGUUUGGGACUAAAUUUGAAGUAUUCCCAUACCAAUGUUUUGGUCUCCCACGUGUGUGUGGCGAGCUGCUGCGAAGCGUCGACGCAAAAUAUGACGUCAACAAUUUUUUACCGUUCGUAAUCACACAAGCAGUCAGAGAACAAUAAAGCGUUUGUAUCCACUCUACAAAACCCCGGCCUAAUUUAAAUUUGUCCAGAACCUCAAACAUGUAAACCCAUUCUAUGCGAUCAAACACCUUUUCUGCAUCUAAGGAGAUGGCAAGAACCCACGUUUUGAAAAUUUGUGAAAACAGUAUUACAUAUAAUAAUCUCAUGAUGUUAGAAUAACACCAUCUCUGACGAAUAAAGCCUUUCUGGUCUGGGUGUUAUAACUUAGGAAGGUAUUAGUCAAGUCUCUUCGCUAAGAUCUUAGACAGCAACUUAAAAUCCACAUUUAUCAAGCAAACCGGCCUGUAUGAACCGUAUUCGUCAGGAUUUUUUUUUUUUGGAUAAGUGGAAUAUAGGCCAUCUUCAACUUAUUGAAGAGACUGCCCUUCUCAAUUGAGUCCAUGUACAAGUCUGUUAAUUGUUCUGAAAUAAAUGUGCACAUUUUCUUGUAAAAUUCUGCGCCAAACCCAUCAGGGCCUAGGGCUUUCCCACCCUUUAAGGAUUUUAUUGCUUCCACCACCUCUUCCUGUGUAAUUAGUCUAUCCAGGUCUGCCCUCUGAUUCUCAGUUAGGCAAGGGAGGUUAGUCUGUUCUAAAAUUUCUAACAAAUUUCGGGUCACUCAGCAGAAAUGGUUGAAAACGCCAGUGAAGGGAGGCAGGGUCAUAGUAGGGUGUGGAAAUGAAUGCCCAAACUGGGUUGUGAUCCGAUAUAGAGCACACGCCAGUGUCACACCAUUUUACUCCGUCCAACUUUUGCCUGGAAAUAAGUAGAAAGUCUAUUCUAGAGGACAUCAUAUGCUGACGAGAAUAAAAUGUAAACUCUCUAUCUUUUGGGUUUAUGACUCUCUAUGUAUCAAAUAGGCCCAAGUCCUCACAAAGUUGCUUCAAUCUAGUGGUUUGUCUCGAAAUAGGUGUAUGUUUAGGUGGGCUUAGGUCCCAUUCGGGAUUGACAACACAAUUUAAAUCUGCCCCGAGAAGUAUUCAACCAACUGAAAAUGAUGAAAUAUCAGCAAUUAAAUCAGAAAAAAAGCUGCCAAACAAAAAUGAAACGUCCCCUCCCAUCUCUCUUCAUGUCCUCAAGUUUGAAAUUUAACUUCUUAUGAAUCAGGAUGGCUGUCCCCCCUACUGUGAGAAUUAACAAAGAGAAAAAUACCUGACCGACCCAACCUCGCCUGAGCUUUCCUGAAGGAAAGCAAUCUGAGCCUGUUCUUUUUUGUACAUCCCGCACUUGGAUGUACUGCUGGCGGAGUUUCUUUACCUUAACCCGGCACUGUUCCACAGAUCCGUUAAAUCCCCUUCCCUGAGUUGUUUGCUAAACCAUGAAAAUAUCUUGCUGCUCGUGAGUUUUCGAAAGUUGGGAUGUAAUAGGAAUGUGCACGAAUGUUCAAAUAUUCGAUCUACGAUAACUAUAAAAAAUUAAAAUAUGCUAUUCAAAUGUAUUUUUCAUAUGAAUAAAAACUGUGUAACCACAGGGAUAAGUUUCCGCUACAGAAGACCUUAGAGUUCUCACAUCUUAUUUAAUGCUUCUUCAAUUAUCUGUAAUGAUUUUAUAAUAUACAAUUUUUUUUUAUGUUUUCCUUAACCUUUGUUCACUCAGAUCGCAAGCUAGUUUUAAUAUAAGUUUACACACCGGAUGCCUUGUUCUCAUGUUAUGCUCAACUCACAUAUUAAAAGACUGGUGAGACACAGAGUUUGUUAAUAUUACUUACAUUAGGUAUAAAAAUACCAACGUAAUAUUAGAUGAUUAACAAUAAUUAAUUUAUUACCAUAACUUGUUGGGAGCGGUUGUUCUUGGUAAAGUAGUAUUCAUUUAUUAAAAAUAUAUUAAGUAAUGCUAAUUUCAACAACUUGAAACAUGAAAAUUUACAUUUCACUGCAACUAUUGUUUAUUAGUUUACCUUUUCCAAUUCUAAAUCCUGAAUUUUCCUUUUAAGAAGUUUAAAUAUGGUCUCGCCUUGAAGUUACAGCCUGUAAAUAAAUUUAAUUGGUUGCAUAAUCAACAGGGAAACAAGGAUUACAAUGGCUUCGUCUUUGUUGCGGGGUAAAUUUUAGGAUCUGAAAAGUCUGUAUCAAGGAGGUAUCAAGCCUGUUUACUUAAUGUAUUAUCGACAUUAUAAACAAUAAAGCCAGAUAUUCUUGUCAGAUGGGUUUUGUUAGAUUCGCACCACAACAAACCUUUUAACCACCAACAAAAGACUUUAACAAAAGACGCAUAUGAGAAAGGAACUCCGUAUGACGUUCUGUGCAAGCGCUGGAAAGAUGUAACUGAUUCAGUGACAUUUAAUCUGGCCAAAGACAUGAUUCCCAUAAAGACUGUGAGCAGUCUUUUAAAGCCCUCAUUUUCCAAAGUCGUAGAUCCACAUUACGAAAUACCCAGCCGCAAAUAUUUUUCUUCCAAGGCCAUUACACAGCUUUAUUCCGAGUGCCACAGCAAGAUGCAAAACAAAAUUAAAAACUUAAAGUAUUUUGCUACAACAGCUGAUUUAUGGUCUUGCUGUACGUCAGAGUCUUAUUUAAGUCUGUCUAGAAACAACAUAUUUCCUCAAAACCAUACUGGCAAGCUUAUAGCGCAAGGCUUUAGGGACCUGCUUGAAUGUUGGGCACUGAAAGAAGCAAACAUGACCUGUAUGACGACAGACAGCGGGGCCAAUAUGGUGAAGGCAUUGGAGCUCAACAGCUGGACUCGUCUGCAGUGUUUUGGGCACAGACUCCACCUAGCCAUCGGUGAGAGAAACUAAAAAUAAAUAUUGGCUCUUCCAUUCAGGAGAUUGUUUGUAAUAAUAGAUAAUUGCAAAUUACAUUAGGAACAUUGAACAGCAAAAUUAUGAGUUUAGUUUGCAAUAAUAAUUGCCCUGUUAUAUGUAAUUGUUUUGUCUUAUGUAUGUAUAAAACUUUUUUGUUGAACAUCUGUUUGGUUUCAAUAAAAUAAUAUAAUUUUAUAAUAUAAACAUUUGUAAAUAAAAUUUUACAUUGUGCAUUAGGUUAAAUCAAAUUAAUACAUUAUUCUUUUUUAUUAGAAAAAAGUGCCAAAGACCCUCGCGUUGAACGCAUAACAUCAGUCUGCAAGAAAGUCGUCAGUACAUUCUCCUUCAGCUGGAAGAAAAAGAUGGACUUAAGUAAUGCUCAAACUGAGCUAAAGCUACCUCAACAGAAGCUCAUCACAGAGUCCCCAACACUAUGGGGUUCGAGACUCAACAUGAUCGAGAGAGUGCUUGACCAGGAAAAGCCCAUUUCUCAGGUCCUGAAGGCAGACAAGAAGACGAGGCAUUUGGUCCCGUCAUGGCAAGAUGUUGACGUGAUUGAGUCUGUGAAAAAGGCAUUGAGUCCACUGAAAGACUUUACUGAUGCACUCUCAGGUUGUAGCCCAGGCGGCUGGAAAAGGUGUGACUGUAACAGGAGGAAAACAAUUCAACAACUGGAAUUGGGAGAACGCUGUUAUUUUUGCUGCCACAGUCAUUACUACCAUAGGUUAUGGCAAUGUUGCUCCGAAGUCAGCCGGAGGUCGUGUGUUCUGUAUUCUGUAUGGGCUUUGUGGCAUUCCAUUGUGCCUCACAUGGAUAAGUGAGUUGGGCACUUUCUUUGGUGGCAGAGCAAAACGCCUAAGUCAGGUGCUUCUCCACAAAGGCCUUAUUGCGAAAAAAGUUCAGUUUGUAUGCACAGCUAUAUUCCUUUUAUGGGGUUUUUUGGUUCACCUGAUCAUCCCAUCCUUCGUGUUUAUGUGCUUCGAGAAUUGGACUUACUUAGAAGGCCUCUACUUCUCCUUUACCACCAUGACCACUGUGGGUUUUGGAGACUAUGUAGCAGGUGUGAACCCAGAAAUAUCCUACCCAGCUCUUUACAGAUUCUUUGUGCAGCUGUGGAUUUGCUUGGGACUUGCCUGGUUGUCUCUGUUCUUUAGCUGGAAUGUACAUAUGGUGGUUGAGGCUCAUAAAGUUCUCAAGAAAAGAAGAUUAAGACGUCACAAGGUCUCCAUUGAUGACAUUCCUGAAACCAAUGUAGAGGUAAAAAAAGCUCCAAAACCACUCCCUCUCUCUGGCGUCAUUGACAUCUUUCAAUUCAUGUCUGAGAAGGUUGAGGACUACAGUGAUGUCAUCCAAGCUAUUGGAGCAGAUGAGAAGAUGAGGAAGAAAAAACAGGAAGAAGAACUGUCUCGAUCCAAGAGCUGCAGUGACCUUUUGCACGGCCUGGUGAUCCCACUUGAACAUUCUCCUCGUCUGAAACGCCGGUUCAGUAUAAGCGCAAAUAUGUGCAUGGUCACAUCUGAAGAACCAACAGAUGAUCUCAACAAAAAUCUAGAGGAACAGAAACAACUAAUGGAAAACCAUAGUGAUUCCAUGCUUAGUCAACAAAUACCUGAAUCCCCAUCAAUCUUUCGAAGUCCUGUCAAAAGCCGUACUAUUACUAUUAAUUAUGGUGACUCAAGGUUUUCAGUGUCAAAAGUAUCAGAAGAUCAUAUAUUAGAACAGAGAAAAAGUAUUGACUUUACCCAGUCUAAACCGUCCAAUUAAUGAAGUUCUGUUUGAAGUCAUGAAUUUCCAAUUGUGAAGAUUAUUUGCAGAACAUCUGGAGAGAAGAACUUAAUACAGGAACCUUAUAAAUUACCGUUGAUAACAUUUUUACAUCACACUGUGAUGAACGGUCAGGUUAGGCACACUGGGGAAAAGGGAGCUCAAGUCAUACUCAAAUUGGUAAGAAUUUUGGUCUGAGGUUGCGGAUUCACAGGUUUUCAAAUGAUUACUAACUUUUUGGAUAUGGAGGAUUUGUUACGAGACAAACAACUUACUGGUUAUGGCUUUUGCUCAUUUUAACAUGUUUGUAUGUCUUUUAUCCUACUGUAAUAAACUUUUUUUAUCAGAUAUU